GGCCCAAGCGCCGAGCCCCUUCCUCCCUCGGCCGCGGUGGGACCGGGCAGCUGCGCAGCCUCCGCCGCUCCCGGCCGUAGGGACCUCUCGGAGCAUGUCUGAGGAGAGCGACAUGGAGAAAGCCAUCAAGGAAACCUCCAUUUUAGAGGAAUACAAUAUCAAUUGGACUCAGAAGCUGGGAGCUGGAAUUAGUGGUCCAGUUAGAGUCUGUGUGAAGAAAUCUACCCAAGAACGGUUUGCACUGAAAAUUCUUUUUGAUCGUCCAAAAGCAAGAAAUGAGGUACGUCUGCACAUGAUGUGUGCCACACACUCAAAUAUAGUUCAAAUUAUUGAAGUGUUUGCUAACAGUGUACAGUUUCCUCAUGAGUCCAGCCCCAGGGCUCGACUCUUAAUUGUAAUGGAGAUGAUGGAAGGGGGAGAGCUAUUUCACAGAAUCAGCCAGCACCGGCACUUUACAGAGAAGCAAGCCAGCCAAGUAACAAAGCAGAUCGCUUUGGCUCUACAGCACUGUCACUUGUUGAACAUCGCGCAUAGAGACCUCAAGCCUGAAAACCUGCUCUUCAAGGAUAACUCUUUGGAUGCCCCAGUGAAGUUGUGUGACUUUGGAUUUGCCAAAAUUGACCAAGGUGACUUGAUGACACCCCAGUUCACUCCUUAUUAUGUAGCACCUCAGGUACUGGAGGCACAGAGAAGGCAUCAGAAGGAGAAAUCGGGCAUCAUACCUACCUCGCCGACACCCUAUACCUAUAACAAGAGCUGUGACUUGUGGUCCCUAGGGGUGAUUAUCUACGUGAUGUUGUGUGGAUACCCUCCUUUUUACUCCAAACACCACAGUCGGACUAUCCCAAAGGAUAUGCGGAGAAAGAUCAUGACAGGCAGUUUUGAGUUCCCAGAGGAAGAGUGGAGCCAGAUCUCAGAGAUGGCCAAAGAUGUUGUGAGGAAGCUCUUGAAGGUCAAACCAGAGGAAAGACUCACCAUCGAGGGAGUGUUGGACCACCCCUGGCUCAACUCGACUGAGGCUCUGGAUAAUGUGCUACCCUCUGCUCAGCUGAUGAUGGAUAAGGCGGUGGUUGCAGGAAUCCAGCAGGCUCACGCGGAACAGUUGGCCAACAUGCGAAUCCAGGAUCUGAAAGUCAGCCUCAAACCCCUGCACUCUGUGAACAACCCCAUUCUGAGGAAGAGGAAAUUACUCGGCACCAAGCCAAAGGACUGUGUUUAUAUCCAUGACCGUGAGAAUGGAGCCGAGGAUUCAAAUGUUGCCUUGGAAAAGCUCCGAGAUGUGAUUGCUCAGUGUAUUCUCCCCCAGGCUGGUAAAGGAGAGAAUGAAGAUGAAAAGCUGAAUGAAGUAAUGCAGGAGGCUUGGAAGUAUAACCGGGAAUGCAAACUCCUACGAGAUACUCUGCAAAGCUUCAGCUGGAAUGGUCGUGGAUUCACAGAUAAAGUAGAUCGACUAAAACUGGCAGAAAUUGUGAAGCAAGUGAUAGAGGAGCAAACCACGUCCCAUGAAUCUCAAUAAUGACAGCUUCAGAUGUUGUUUUUUAACAAUUUGAAAAUUUAUUCUUUAAUGUAUAAAGUAAUUUUUAUGUAAAUUAAUAAAUCAUAAUUUCCUUUUCACAUUGCUUAAAGAUGCGAUAUAGAUUUAGAUAAAGGAUUCACUAAUAGUGUAGUUCAUUGAUUUGUUUUAAGAAAAGCUCAGUUCUUAGAGAUAUACUAUGACUUUAGGACUCUUUAGUCAUAUGGUUGUAAGGAGACAGAUGGUGUUGUGAAGCAAGAUCAUUUUCUUUGUAGUAGAGUAUACAAAAACCAUUUGCCAGCAGUAGACAAAGGACCAACUAUACUAACCUUUUUGCUUAGUAAACAGUUGAAUCAAGUACCCUGGAAUCUGGUUUCAAUUGCCCUGUGUAUUUAUUUUCUUUACUAUCUGUAGAUUAGCUCUGGUGCCAAGACAUUUUUAUGGAUCCAUGUUGCAGACUGCCUGCUAGAACUCACAGGAUGCCAACUCCCACGAUGGAAGAGGCAGGGAACUGAGCCCUCAUUUCUCUUGUCCCUAAUUCCCUAGAGAAAAGUGAUAACGUUUGUUUUUUUGUCAUAUUUGUUAAAAGCUCUUGGAGUGUCUCUUAACUCUAAUGGGAUUAUCUUUUGAGUUUCUUCUUCUCAUGUUUAACCAGAGCUUCAGUUUACCCUCACCUAAGGUCCUACUUUGUCUUCUCGCCUCCCCCACAGCCCUCACCAGCUCCACGACUUCUUAUUUCCUUUCCCAUUCUUUCAGCCUCCUUUAUGGGAUGAUUUUUCUGAGAAAGUUACAUAUCAUAAAAACUCGACUAUUGGGUUAGCAUCCAAAAUGGUCCAGUUUUUUUCUCUUAAAGCUGUUCUUUUUCUCUGUAAUGUUUCUGCCUGGGUUUCAUAUUGGCAUUCUUUGGGCUGCAUUUAUUUUGUUCAGUACCCUUUAUUUUCAGGAAGCAUGGUUCUGGCCCAGAGAUCAGCUGUUUGAAUAGAAAACAAAGCUAGAUGCUUUUAUAGUUUUCUGUUGUCCAUAUGGGCUUCCAUAACACACCAUUUUUAUUUACUUAUUUUUUGAGCUGUUUGUGGUGGGUACCUGUGUUGGUGAAUAGAAUAUCUCAUAGGCAAAAUCCCAUUCACAGAGCAGAGGAAGAAGGUCAGCAGGCUCCGUUAUUUCAGUUUUAUCCCGUCACAUUCUCUUUAAUCAGAAUCCAUCCCACGGAGCUCACUUACUUUUAACUCUUCCACUUUGCUGAGUAUGUCUUCAGGGUUACAUUUGGUUAGUAUGCUCAUAUGUAUGUGACUGACUGUCAGAAUAUAGGAUAAAAACGCAAAGUAUCUUUUAAGAAUUACCUUAUUACACUUGUUCCCUUUUAUCUUGGAGAAUUUGUAAUCAAGGUAUUUUGUGAGGUAAGGUUUACUAAUCUUAGGUGACUGAUAAUGUUAUAAAUAGAUACCCUGUAAGCAGAAUUUAGGACUUUUAAAGGUAGCAAAAUGUAAGAGUUAGGCAGCAGAGAAAAAACGUUUUCUUAUUUACUGACCGGAAAACUUAGCUGAGAGUUGAAUUAAAUUAUUCUGUUUUCCAGUGAAAUGCAGUCUUACAAAUCACUUCUUGCAAUCAGGGAAAACUCUGCACUUGUUUCCAGAACUACUGACAUUCAUUUUUCUUAGGGCAGAGGUUUCAGUAUUCGCUAGGGAGAGGAAGGCAGUAAUUAACUUUCUUACUCUUCUUUUUCUUCAGAGGAACCUUCUAGCAUGCCCAGUCUACCAUUAACUUCUCAGAUUUGUUAUCUGGGUGUCUUGUAAAGCCUCAGGACGAUCUUUUUCCUUCAGUGUGUGGUGAAUUUUAGGCCUGAUCUAAAAGGGUCUCCAAAUGAUGCUGCUUUUUCCUCUGAGCAGCACUUGCCUUUGUUUCAGUCACUUCAGGAUGAAUUAAUCUGGCCCCCAAAAUGAGAGCUGUGUCCAGACAUGUCCAGACAAGCACCAUGCUGGAAGUCUGCGAAGACCCGGGAGGAUGCUGUAGCCAUUAGAACUCCAGAGUGGUCCUACUCUGGACAGAGCUCCUUGACAAAACAGUGGCUCCCAAAGGACUUCAGAGUGGAGUUUUGUUUGUGGUCUUUGUUUGUUCUUCAAAGUGGGGUUUUGUUUGUGGAGUUUGUUUGUAGGCCAGGAGCAAAUUCUGCUUUAACAUACCAGUCAGGUUUACUAAGAAAGCAAAGUUUGCACAUAACUGGAAGUAAAACAAAACCGUUCCUGUGUCUCUGGCCUGUGUCUCUAACACCUAUCCUUGUGGAAAGUUCACAGUGUAAGGACAGUUCUUGUAUGCAGCAGGUUAGUUUCCAGUGUACCCAUGUGAUUUGCUAACCCUCUGCUUACUAAAACCAUUAUUUAUCACUCAGAUACCUUUAGACUUUACCGUACUUAAAAGUCUGCUUGAUGUAAAACAACUUGUGUAUCUUUCUGACUAAUACAUUGUAUAAGCAUAGGAGAAUACCUGUCAGAAAUUUGUUGUUUUAAACAUGCAGGAGGAACUGCUUUUUAAAAAGUUUUGUUCUUUUAUUCGAGAAAGAACAAGUUGAAGGAGUUAUUGGUUAAAGAAGGCAAAUGAUUUAAAUCAGAUCUUGUGUGUGAAUGCUUGUGUGUGUGUGUAUUUAUUGAAGAAAAUGUGUUUCAAUUUGAGAACUGGAAAAUUGGAUAUUUAAUUUUAAUUAUAUUUUUAUUUAUUUAAAAA
This is a messenger RNA of Equus quagga, 4231 nucleotides long. RefSeq names its product MAPK activated protein kinase 5 (gene MAPKAPK5). Bases 95 to 1516 code for a protein of 473 amino acids. Gene Ontology annotation, cellular component: cytoplasm; nucleus. Gene Ontology annotation, biological process: protein autophosphorylation; negative regulation of TOR signaling; Ras protein signal transduction. The transcript has 14 exons. Gene Ontology annotation, molecular function: calcium-dependent protein serine/threonine kinase activity; calmodulin binding; calcium/calmodulin-dependent protein kinase activity. Lineage: Eukaryota; Metazoa; Chordata; Mammalia; Perissodactyla; Equidae. The record is from RefSeq and is a predicted model, not a curated record.